Amphiprion ocellaris (clown anemonefish) is the source of this 2079-nucleotide messenger RNA. RefSeq names its product glycogen synthase kinase binding protein (gene gbp). The record is from RefSeq and is a predicted model, not a curated record. Bases 16 to 570 code for a protein of 184 amino acids. Gene Ontology annotation, cellular component: cytoplasm. The transcript has a single exon. NCBI's taxonomy places the organism in Eukaryota, Metazoa, Chordata, Actinopteri, Pomacentridae.
ACCCAUUGUUUACAAAUGAACCGUCGGUUAUUCGGAGCGGCGCUGAGCAGCAGCGGAACCUCAUUCAUCUCGAACCCAACCAAACCCAGCCCGAUCUCCGCCACCACCAUGCCCUGUCGGAAGGAGAACUACAUCUUCCUGGAGCAGUCCGUCACCGUCGAUUCCAAAGAAGUAGACGCGCUGGUCACCAAGAUCGGAGAGGCGCUGCAGCUCCACAGCAACACCGGCGGCGGCCACCAGAAGACGGUGUCCGUGUCGACGGCCCUCAUCGGCGGCGGCGCAGCGGGUGCACCGGGGCAGAAGCGCCGCGGUUGCUGCAUGCGGCUCCGGGGACACCGGGGAAGCAGCAGCAGGGCGAGCCCGUACCACAUCCCCGGGUCUCACGACGACCCGGACUGGGACCAGAUCAAACCGUGGAACAGAAAGAGAAUGGAGGAGGACGACCCGCACCGGCUGCUCCAGGAACUCAUUCUGUCGGGGAACCUCAUCAAGGAGGCCGUGAGGCGGCUCCAGUUUUCGGCCGCAGACUGUGCAGAUUUCCCCCGGGCGGCGGACAACGUGCCGUGCUGAUAACGGUGUUUGGACUCCAGAACCGGGACUGUACCGUCAGACUGAUUAACGAUAAAUUUGACAAAAGACUCAUUUUUCUAAUUUCAUGAUUUUCAUCGACGUGUUUCUGCUGUUUGUUGUGGUAGCGGUUAGCCUUGCUGGCAGCUAACAGUUAGCCCGGCUAGCAGCUAACAGUUAGCCCGGCUAGCAGCUAACAGUUAGCCCGGCUAGCGGCUAACAGUUAGCCCACCUAGCUGCUAACAGUUAUCCCUCCUGACAGCUAACAGUUACCUUGGCUAGCUGCUAACAGUUAGCCGUUAGCCGCCCGGCUAACGAGCGUGUUGUUUAUGUUUGAAUGUGUCGGAGCCUCGGAGUCGCUGAUUGUCGGUAAAAUCGGUGAUUUUUACGAUGUAAAGGUGCUGUGGAGCUCUGGAGGAGAACUGGCUCACCACAGGGAGCGUGACUGUGUAAAACCGAACAAAAGCUAUCCCCUCCCAGAUGACUGAAUCACCCCGAGGCAGCCCCAGCUUCAUUUAUUUACCACCCCGGAAUGUGUCCAUGUGCUGUGGGGGUUGGGAGCGCCGGCUCCGGUGGGGGUUGGGUGGUUUUGUUUACAGUGUGCUGCUGGUUGUACGUGCAGGAAGGGUCCUCCUCGGCUCAUCGUUGUGGCCCUUUAACUGGCUGUUUCACCGGUUUACUGGCAGCAGUUUCCACCAGUUAAACCGUUAGUUUUCUUAAAGGAGAGGAAAGAGGAUUCUGUGAUUUCACCCUCUUCUGUGCAACGAUUUUCUGGUUUAUUUCUUCUGUGACAGUAAACUGAAGAUCUUUGGAUUUUGUGGAAAAACUGAUCCACAUUUUUUACUAUUUUCUGACACUUUGUCCUCCAAACAGCUCCAAACAGCAGCAGUCAACACAGAAACUAUUAUUAAAUCUGUAUUUCUGACCUCUUUAGGGCAACAGCUAUAUUCAUCAGAGAUUUAAUCUGCUGAUUGUUUGUCUUGUUUUGUCUCCAAGAAAUUACAGGAUGGUGAAAAUGUCCAUCAGUGUCUGAAAGGCAAAGGUGGCAUCUUUAAAAGUACUUUUGUUCACCCACCAGUCAGAAACUCAGUUAACCAUCCAGAGCUGCAAUAAUUAAUUCAUUGGUUGUCAACUGUUGACUGUUUUAAUUCUUGAUUGGAGCCAUUUUUGACAGAAACAGUCUAAAUUCUGUGAUUGCAGCUUGUUAAAUGUGAAUGUUUUCUGGUUGUCUUUGGGUUUUGGGUCUUGGACUUUCACCAUGUUGUCCAGCAGCUGAUGGAUCCUCACUGUGGUGAUGUCAGCUCAGACAGGCUCCGCCCACCUUUACCUGCUCUGACUGUUCGGCACACUUUGGUGGUGCUUCACCUGUUUGGAAUUCCAUCGAGGAGUUCCGUUUUUUUUUAUUUGUUUCUUCUCUGUGUAAAGAAAAUCAGCUUCGUAGCGAAGCGUCUGAUAAUGUUCCUGAGUAUUCAGGGCCUUUUUGUUGUCUUAAUAAACCCACUUUGUUUUCCA